This is a messenger RNA of Solanum lycopersicum (tomato), 1246 nucleotides long. RefSeq names its product GDSL lipase. NCBI's taxonomy places the organism in Eukaryota, Viridiplantae, Streptophyta, Magnoliopsida, Solanales, Solanaceae. The record is from RefSeq and is a predicted model, not a curated record. Gene Ontology annotation, molecular function: lipase activity.
UAGAAUAAAAAAUUUCAAUAAACUAAGGCUACACAUCUCUUAUUUAUUUCAAGUAGCUAGAAUUAUAUUGUAGUUGCAAAAAUGAUGGGUCUAAUAAUUUGGUUUUCUCUAAUAAUUGGCAUACCAUUUGGGACGUGUGUUGGCAGCUAUGACAGAUCAUUGUUAUCAGUUCCCAAACAAAAAACCCUCUUUGUUUUUGGUGAUUCUCUCUUUGAUCCUGGGAAUAACAACUACAUCAACACUACUACUGAAUUCCAAGCUAAUUGGUCGCCUUAUGGUGAAUCCUUCUUCAAUCCUCCUACUGGCAGAUUUUGUGAUGGUCGUCUCAUUCCUGAUUUUAUUGCUGAAUAUGCUGAGCUUGCAUUGGUUCCAUCUUAUUUUGAGAUUGGAAAAGACAAUUUUGUCCAUGGAGUGAAUUUUGCAUCAGGAGGAGCUGGCUGUCUAGAUGAAACUUUUCGUGGCUUUGUUAUUGAUCUUAAAACACAAUCAAAAUAUUUCAAGAAAGUGACCAAAGAUUUAAAGAAAAAGUUUGGAAGAAAAAAGUCUAAACAACUCCUGUCCAAUGCAGUAUACGUAUUUAGUGCAGGAAAUAAUGAUUACUUCAAUUUUAACGCAACGUAUCCAAAACAUGAAUAUGCAAACAUGGUAAUCGGCAACUUGACAUCUGUUAUCAAGGGAAUAUACAAGGAAGGAGGGAGAAAAUUUGUGGUCCUUAGUUUGGGACCUUUGGGUUGUACACCAGGUUCCAGGGCUCUUAAAAAUGGCAACUGCAUACAACAACUCACAACCCUUGCAAAAAUACACAAUUCAGCUUUGGCUAAAAUGCUAAAGCAACUAGAACAACAAUUGCUUGGAUUUAAGUAUUCCUUAUUUGAUUUUUUCAAAGUUGCUAGUGAAAGAAUUAACAAUCCUUCAAAAUAUGGGUUUAAAACAUCAAAAUCGGCUUGUUGUGGGACGGGUCCAUUCAGAGGAACCUCUAGUUGUGGAGGGAAGAGACAAGUAAAAGAGUACAAGUUAUGCAAAAAUGUAAAGGAUUACCUAUUUUUCGACUCUGGUCAUCUCACAGAAAUGGCAUACAAACAAGUUGCUGAAUUACUAUGGAAUGGCACUGUGGAUGUCAUUCAGCCUUACAACUUGAAGUCAUUUUUCCAUCUACCAGCAUAGCUUAUAACUCAAUAAACAACAAUUCUGUUCAACAUUUAUGAUGCAAUCAUUGUCUCUGAAUUCAUGCAAAUAAUUUCCCAUC